Lineus longissimus is the source of this 3501-nucleotide messenger RNA. Its product is annotated as sucrase-isomaltase, intestinal-like. The coding region runs from base 276 to 3383 and encodes 1035 amino acids. Lineage: Eukaryota; Metazoa; Nemertea; Pilidiophora; Heteronemertea; Lineidae. Gene Ontology annotation, molecular function: carbohydrate binding; alpha-1,4-glucosidase activity. Gene Ontology annotation, biological process: carbohydrate metabolic process. The transcript is spliced from 20 exons. The record is from RefSeq and is a predicted model, not a curated record.
AUGGAUGGACCCAUGGAUUGACCGUUGAUGAUUAAUUGUCAUAGAUCCAUGCAUAGAAACUUUUGCUUGUGUCGGCCUUCAAACGAUAAAGUCAGUGUAAACUAUGCAUCUGUUGUCUGAUCAUUGUCUGAAAUUGGUGAAUCAAUUUAGGUCAAUUGACAGAUAAAUCCUGUUUUCGAUAACACUUAGCAAUGAGUUAUGGAUAAGGAUAAUGUAUGCGAAAGGAUCGAUUAAAACUACCUGACCACAGAAUUUACUGACAGUGCUUCAGAGAAAUGAUGGAGACCGCAUGGGUAGUGCUCUUACUGUGCCUUGCAGUCGGCGCUGAAGCUGACAACGCUUGCCUGAACGUCCCGGAGAGUAGUAGGAGGGACUGUCAGCCAGGAUUUAUGACCGCAAACCCUGAAAUCAACAAGCAGGAUUGUGCGAGCCGGCGGUGCCACUGGUGCGAGUCUAGGAGUCCGGGAGUCCCGUGGUGUUUCCUACCACUGGAAGAUCAAUGCCCGUUGCUCCCGGCUGAGCGCAAGGACUGCCUCGCGGGCCGGAUCGCCACAAAGGAGCUAUGUCAGAAUAAGCUUUGCACAUGGUGCCCAAGCAUCUUAGCCAACACCCCUUGGUGUUACUCCUCGGUUCUCCCUGGCGGGGAAUACUGUCCCUCUGAGAUCCAGGAGCAGGAUAGGGUCGAGUGCUUCCCGAUACACCAAAACCCUUCAAAGGACGGCUGCGUUGCACGGGGUUGUUUCUACUGCCCGACUUCGAGACCCAACACGCCCUGGUGCUUCUUGGACUCCCGAGGAUGGCCAAGCCAAAUCAUUCCUGAGGUGGAGCGGAUUGACUGCAUGAGGAACGUCUCGUCCGCAGGUGGUGACGUGGUUCCCUCAGACUGCACCAUCAAAGGUUGCAGAUACCGGCAAAAUUCCAUUGGAGCACCAUGGUGCUACAUCCCACGUGAACAAGGCUACGUCAUGACUAAGCAGCCACUCAGCGUCGAGAGAGGCUGGAGGAUCCACCUGAGGAGGAAUUCGACCAUGACCCUGUAUGGUGACGUCAUGUACGAUGUUGUUGUUGAUGUAGAGUUCCAGACGGAUGAAAGACUUCGUGUCAAGAUAUCGGACCCUCACCGAUCGCGCUUUGAAGUACCACUGCCAAUCAACCGUGAGAAUCUGGGCCAGCCGAUCAACCCCCUCUACGAUAUUACCUUCAGCAACGAGCCUGCGUUCUCAUUCAAGGUCACGAGGAAAAGUACGGGGACUGUCGUAUUCGACACGUCUAUUGGCGGGCUGGUUCUCGAAGACCAGUUUUUGCAAAUUGCCACGAGGUUGCCAAGCUGGAAUGUAUAUGGCUUCGGCGAGCAUCAGCACACCAGUUUCCGACAUGACCUGAACUGGAAGACAUGGGGAAUGUUCUCACGUGACCAGCCUCCUUCGGACAAUGGCAAUCUUUACGGUGUCCAGCCCUACUACACCGUCCUUGAGAAUGAUGGCAACGCCCACAGUGUGCUCUUCUUGAACUCCGCAGCACAGGAUGUAACGUUGAUGCCAGCCCCGGCGCUUUCCUACAGAACCAUUGGCGGCAUUCUAGAUCUGUAUAUCUUCAUGGGACCCACGCCCGAGAAUGUGGUCCAACAGUUCACGCAGGCUGUUGGUCGCCCCUUUAUGCCGCCCUACUGGUCGCUGGGUUUCUCCCUGGCAAAGUUCGGUUACCACACCCUCGACAACAUGAAGAAGACCAUCGACAAGAUGCGGGAGUACGAUAUACCGCACGACUACCAAUUUGGAGACAUCGACUACAUGGACCGAAACCUGGAUUUCACUUAUUCUCACGAUCGGUGGGCGGGGCUCCCUUCAUAUGUCAAUCAACUCAAGGAGAAUGGCACAAGGUUCAUCAUCAUAUUGGACCCUGCGAUUGCAAAUGGCAUCCCCAAUUACCGACCGUUUGAACUUGGACAGCAGCAAGACGUGUGGGUGAAAUAUGCUGAUGGGAAGACACCAGUCGAGGGCAAGGUUUGGCCACCAACGCCAGUUUACUACCCAGACUAUACCAAGCCAAUUACGACUGACUGGUGGGUGACGCUGUGCAGGGAGUUUCAUAACGUGAUAGAUUUCGACGGACUCUGGAUUGAUAUGAACGAACCGUCCAACUUCGUCUGGGGCAGCACAACUGGCUGUUCUGAUAACAAGAUCAAUCAUCCGCCAUAUUGGCCGAACAUCUGGGGUCCGAAGCUCUACUACAAGACAUUAUGCCCGGAUCACAAGCACUUCAUAGGCAACCACAAUGAAGUCCACAGUUUGUACGGGUGGAGCCAGGCGGAGCCCACUAUGAAGGCUGCCCGGGCAGCAACAGGCAAGCGCAGUAUUGUACUCUCUCGAUCGAUGUUCCCAGGGGCCGGGAAAUUUGCCGCCCACUGGCUGGGAGAUAACUGGAGUUACUGGUCAAACAUAAAAUACUCGAUAACAGGUCUUUUUGAAGCCAACAUGUUCGGUAUUCCAUUUGUCGGAGCUGAUAUCUGCGGCUUCAUCAGAAACGCUGACUAUGAGAUGUGCCUGCGAUGGCAGCAGAUCGGAGCAUUCUACCCUUUCUCAAGGAAUCACAACUUGGGUUACGAAAACAGGGAUCAAGAACCGACUGUUUGGGGAGACGACUUCGCCCGAAUCUCAAGAGACAAACUCCAUAUUAGAUAUACCCUUCUACCAUACCUCUACACCCUUUUCCAUUACGCACAUACUGUUGGCUCAACGGUGGUGAGACCUUUCCUGAAUGAGUUCCCUCUCGACCCAGCCACUCACACCAUCGAUAGGCAAUUCCUCUGGGGCCCCUCGUUCCUGAUAUCACCAGUUCUUGAUUACGGUGCUCGAUCUGUCAACGCCUACUUUCCUGAUGCGAGGUGGUACAGUUACUAUGAUGGUAAAGAAGUGACUGUAAGGAAGCAAUGGCAGCAGCAGAAUGCCCCUCUAGACUUCAUCCCCCUGCACGUGCGAGGAGGCUACAUCAUCCCGACCCAGCUUCCGAGCAGAUCAACCAAAUAUAGCCGAUCAAACCCAAUGGGAUUGAUUGUUGCCAUUGACGACAACGGAAAAGCUAAAGGCGACCUCUUUUGGGACGAUGGAGAGACCAUUGAUAGUUUUGAAAAUGGCGCCUACUUUUUGGCUCAAUUCAGCUACGAUAGAGGCUCAUUGAGGAGUACGAUCGUACAUUCAAACUAUGAUGGCGCGAAAACACUCAAAAUGAACAGUAUGAGAAUAAUGGGUGUUGCCAGCACCACCUGGGUCAAAGUAAAUGAUAAUAACCAUGGCGACUUCACCUUUAACUCGAAUACAAAGGAACUGUCGAUUAACAACAUUGGAGCUAACAUGGGUGUUGACUUCUCAAUCACGCAUGGUUAACUUACGGUGGAUAUCUCCCUUUGAUGAAUAACAGAAUAUGCUGCACCAUUAUCAGAUUUUCAGUAUCACAUACUAAUGUUGAUUAAUAACGUGUAUCAUCUCUGAGUUGUAAAAACGA